Messenger RNA from Hevea brasiliensis (rubber tree), 1128 nucleotides. RefSeq names its product tetraspanin-8. Gene Ontology annotation, cellular component: plasma membrane; plasmodesma. NCBI's taxonomy places the organism in Eukaryota, Viridiplantae, Streptophyta, Magnoliopsida, Malpighiales, Euphorbiaceae. The transcript is spliced from 2 exons. The record is from RefSeq and is a predicted model, not a curated record. The coding region runs from base 141 to 959 and encodes 272 amino acids. Gene Ontology annotation, biological process: auxin-activated signaling pathway.
CCCAACCGCAUCUCUUUCAAAUUCAAAAUUUCUUCACUUUUUUUGUUUUUCCUGAGUCUUUAAUCUUUCUCUCACUUUCUCACGCUUCCUCUUCACACAAACACUAGGGAUAAUUACGCCGACUCGCCAAUUCGCCAGCCAUGUUUCGUCUGAGCAACAAUUUGAUUGGAAUCCUCAACUUCCUCACUUUUCUUCUGUCCAUCCCGAUCCUCGUAGCAGGGAUCUGGCUCCGAAACCAUGGUACCUCUGAAUGCGAGAAGUUCUUUGACACGCCUGUGAUUAUAAUCGGCGUGUUCCUCAUGGUGGUUUCUCUGGCUGGUCUCAUCGGCGCGUGCUGUCGCGUGUCGUGGCUACUCUGGUUGUACCUCUUUGUCAUGUUCCUUCUGAUUGUGUUGCUCUUCUGCUUCACAAUAUUUGCUUUUGUAGUUACCAACAAAGGGGCCGGAAAGGUGGUGUCUGAAAGGGGAUACAAGGAGUACAGAUUGGGUGAUUACUCAAACUGGCUGCAGAAGAGGGUGAAUAAUACUAAGAAUUGGAACAAAAUUAAGAGUUGUUUGAUUGAUGGGAAAGUUUGCUCUGAUUUUAACGAGAAAUAUCUGAAUGAUUCUGUGACGAAGUUGUAUACCGAGCACUUAUCUGCUGUUCAGUCUGGAUGCUGUAAGCCAGCCGAUGAAUGUGGUUUUGAGUAUGUAAGCCCAACCAAUUGGACAAAAAUUACCCCAAGUUCCACAAAUCCUGACUGUAGUGCGUGGGACAAUGAUCCUAAUACUCUCUGCUUUAACUGCAAUUCAUGCAAGGCUGGACUGCUAGAUAACAUCAAGAGUGAUUGGAAGAAGGUAGCUGUUGUGAACAUAGUAAUCCUUGUGUUCCUUAUCAUUGUGUACUCUGUUGGAUGCUGCGCUUUCAGGAACAACAGAAGCGACAAUGCUUAUUUUUCUGGAUGGAAGCAGCAACCUUGAGAGAUUAUAACUAGCAUUAAUGUAGACAUCUAUGUAGGAUUUUAUUACUACUAGUUUUAGGCAGCCUUCUGUUCAUUUGCUGCUUAUCCUGCUGUUAAUAUGUAUUUGCUGUUAACACAUAUUUGCUGUUUCUUAUGGCUGUUCCUCGUAUGGCGUUUUAUGUGCUUUA